This is a messenger RNA of Phragmites australis (common reed), 814 nucleotides long. Its product is annotated as Bowman-Birk type bran trypsin inhibitor-like. The record is from RefSeq and is a predicted model, not a curated record. Gene Ontology annotation, molecular function: serine-type endopeptidase inhibitor activity. The transcript has a single exon. NCBI's taxonomy places the organism in Eukaryota, Viridiplantae, Streptophyta, Magnoliopsida, Poales, Poaceae. Bases 35 to 580 code for a protein of 181 amino acids. Gene Ontology annotation, cellular component: extracellular region.
UCACACCUACUCGCAGAAACCAAGCAAGCUGACCAUGACGAUGAAGAGCGGCAUGGCCGUGGCUACUUCCAUCCUUCUCCUGCUCCUCGCCGGCCUCGCCGCCAUCCACGGCGAGGUGGACACCGCCAACAACAUCCGUCUCCCCAGCGACGGCAAAGCCGUGGGCCGUCCCGGUAAACCGUGGGGGAAAUGCUGCGACAACAUCGAGAUGUCCCCGCUGCGGAUCUUCCCUCCGUUGUACCGUUGCAACGACGAGGUCAAGCAGUGCGACGACGAGUGCAUGGAGUGCGUGGAGGCGCCGGGGGAUUUUCCUCGGGGCGCCUUCGUCUGCGGCGAUUGGUACCAGACGACUGACCCGGGUCCCUUGUGCACGAAGAGGCCGUGGGGGAAAUGCUGCGACAUGGCCAUCUGCACCAAGUCGUUGCCUCCGAUCUGCCGCUGCAUGGACAAGGUGAAGCAGUGCGCCGCCGCCUGCAAGAAGUGCAAGCGGGUGAAGUCGUCGGAGCCUCCUCGCUACGUCUGCCUCGACCAGUUCAAGGGCGAGCCUGGGCCCCAGUGCACAUCCGACACGCGGAACUAGCUACACAUGACCUACUCCGUCAAUAAAAUGCCGUAGCUGAUCGUUCGUUCGAUCAUUCAGCGUUGCUCCAUCUCCAUCUCCAUGCAUGCAGCUCGCUCUGUAUGUGCAUGCCCUGUGCGUAUGCAUGUUUGUGUCUACCGUACUUUUGUUCAAACUGUUUGUGUUCUCUCGCAUGCAUGUUUAUGUGUUGGGUAUGUGAUAAAUAAAAAGAUGAGUAAAUUACUCUUUGCACCA